Molecule: messenger RNA, 555 nt
Organism: Fragaria vesca subsp. vesca
Lineage: Eukaryota; Viridiplantae; Streptophyta; Magnoliopsida; Rosales; Rosaceae
Product: D-tyrosyl-tRNA(Tyr) deacylase 1-like
Source: RefSeq, a predicted model, not a curated record
AUGAUAUGGAAGUCGAGCUCUCCCCGAGUCCAAAUCCACAUCUCUCUCCUCGAGUCGAGCUCCCCCAUCAGAGCCAUGAGAGCUGUCGACCAGCGAGUCGCCUCCCAGUCUGCCACCGCUAGCGUUGAGGUGGAUGACCGAACCGAGGCGAUUGGGCCGAGCCUUCUUGUCCUUGUCGAUCUUCAAGUGUCUGAUACCGUCUCUGAUACCGAGUGCAUAUGCCGGAAGGUGUUGAAUAUGAGGCUGUUCACAAAUGAGAGUACGAAUGGCAGAGGAUGGGACUGAAACGUACUGCAGAGGAACUUGGAAGUCUUACUAGUGAGUCAAUUUACAUUGUAUGGAAUCCUGAAGGGUAAUGAGCCUGAUUUUCAUGUCGCCAUGGCGCCGGAUAAAGCAAAGCCCUUUUACGAUUCGUUGUUAGUGAGCUUUAGAAAAUCCUACAAGCUAGAUGCAAAUAAACGAUGGUGUGUUUGAGCAAUGAUGAAGGUAAACUUGGUCAAUGAUGGACUAGUUACAAUGCAAAUCAACUCUAAUGGUGAUGUAGAAGAAUCAUGA